This is a messenger RNA of Bursaphelenchus okinawaensis, 1802 nucleotides long. The record is from the annotation of a GenBank genome assembly. Lineage: Eukaryota; Metazoa; Nematoda; Chromadorea; Rhabditida; Aphelenchoididae.
AUGUUCAGUUGUGUGAUUAAUCUGAUCGAUGACAUUAUCUACAAGUGGUACCGGGCUGUCGCUAGGAAUGGGCAUGUAAGUUGGCGAAGGAGGGCGUGGGUGCUUUUUGGCAAGUUUAAAAAAAAAUAGGUAGGAUAAUUUAAACCAAGGGUUUUUGGUGAAAAAAGAGGGGGGGGGGGGUGAAAAUUUUUCCGAAGGCAGACCCCCGAGAAUUUUUAAAAAUUUUUUAAUUGGUUUUUCAAAUAAUUAUGUGCCUUUUAACCCCAAAAAUUUGCUUUGAGUACUACGUUUGGGCUAGGGCUCUGGGCUAUGACUCUGGGCUAGCGCUCAGAGCUAGCGCUAAAGGUUAAGCUAGGCUUAGGCGAAUACUGUUACUUUUAAAAUAAAUUAGUGUCCUGCUACGUAUUUUACACAAAAAAUGAUUUUUCAGAGCGGUCCAUCUAGAGAACAUGUUUUUGCCAACUAUUGUGCUAGGAAGUUCUACGUCGUGUUUCAUAUUCUGUCAAUACACUUACAGUAAGUUGCUAAGUAAAAGAUAAAAAUACAGUAGAAACUCACCCUAAACAAGUCUUCGCAUAAGCUAUAGCCUUGACCUUGUCCAGACCUAGUUCUACCCUAGCUCUACCCUAAAAAUUGCUUGACCUUAACUCAAUUCUGUUAUAACUAUACAUUAGUUUUAUUUUUGCUUUAGUCUAGUAUAGCCUAUCCCACGCGUCCUAUCCUAACGUAUUUUAGCUUUAUCCCAAAAAUAUCCAUGCCUCGUUUUAGUACUAACCUACUCAACCAUACCCAAUAUAUCUUCAUUCCUUUGAAAGUUGCCUAUAACAAAAGCCUCCUAUUUGUUGUUAAAUUAAAUUUUAAAAACAAAAUAAUUAAAUAAUGUUACACUUGUUUUAGAAUAGCAUACCUCAUCAUUUUAUUGUCAAGUCGACACAAUUGGCAAGUAUUUGCUCCCAUUUUAUGCUGUAUAACAUAUCUUUUGACGUAUCUUGGGCUAUUUUUACAAAAACGACUGCUGUUGUUACCUCAUAUACUAUCAGACGUAAGUUUAAUAAUUCCUACCGUACCCCACCUACACUAUUUUACCCUACCCAAUCUAUCCUACUAUUCCCUAACUUAUUUUAGCCUACUGUACCCUCUCUAACCUACUCUAGACAGCCUUAACCUACCCUAACUCGCCCUACCCUACCCAACCUCCCUUUACUUUAUCUUACCAUACUCUACCCUACCCUGUACCAAUCAACUUACAAUAACAUCAACAAACUUUCAGUCAAUUAUCCCCCUCCAUUACUUCAGUAUGAUGGGUAGAUAUUCAAUCAAACAACAUGACUUUACCUUACACAUGGUAAUGGGUGGCCUGAUCGUGCUGAGCGGUGUGUUCCAAUGGUUGUUUUUGUUAGUCAUAUUGAGAGAUUACUGUAGAGUAGAGAAGGAGAACGAACAAGAUGAUCGAGAUUGCUUUUGGGAGAUUGGUCAAGUAGGUUUAUAUUGGCAUUCUUAGUUAGUUAAUAUUGCUAUUACCUUAAAAAUUCGUUUCUAAAUAACUUUAGCUUUAGAAGAAUAACAAAAACUCCUUGAUAUUUUAGGUAUACCUCAUAAUGUUCCUAUUCCCCCUCUUCAUCUACGUUAGGUAUCAUCGUCAUGAUGAAAAGCCUAAAGGUGGUAUCUUUGGUUUCAUUCGCAAAUACACAUUGGAGCCUCGAGGACGAGCACGGUCACGGAAUCGUGAAGAAAGUGACCGAUGUUAUACCUGCAGUGUUAUCAGUCGAUUUCAAGCCAAUUCUAUUAGUAUACCUCAAUAA